Fraxinus pennsylvanica is the source of this 303-nucleotide messenger RNA. The record is from the annotation of a GenBank genome assembly. NCBI's taxonomy places the organism in Eukaryota, Viridiplantae, Streptophyta, Magnoliopsida, Lamiales, Oleaceae.
AUGGGUAGAGGAAGAGUGCAAUUGAAGAGAAUUGAGAACAAGAUUAAUCGACAAGUGACAUUUUCGAAAAGAAGAACUGGGUUACUGAAGAAAGCUCAUGAGAUUUCAGUUCUUUGUGAUGCAGAGGUUGCUUUGAUUGUUUUUUCACCGCAAGGGAAACUGUUUCAGUAUGCUACAGAUUCAUGCAUGGAAAAGAUUCUUGAACACUAUGAAAUUUAUUCAUAUGCAGAAAAGCAGCUCAAAACAACUAAUGUUGAGUCACCUGUAAGUGGAAGUAGAAUUUUCAUGACAGCAUUUUUAUAA